AUGGCCGAAACGUCGGACCUACUGCGGAACACCGAGUGUGACACCGAGAAGCUCAAUGCAGCCUUGAAGGCCAUCAGCUAUGGAGUGCCCCAAGGUCUCUCACGAGUGCCGUGGAUCGAGACGCUGGCUCUUACCAGCACACAGGAGCCCAUCUCUGAGAAAGGCUUAAAGCCUGACGAUCGAGUCGAGAUCGAAAAGGCUAUGUACAGCCAAGCCCAGGAGAGUGUAGUAGAGGCUUUCCGGAGGUUCGCUGCUAUGGGCAUCGAGGCAAAUCGCCCUGAUGACUUCUAUGCUGAGAUGCUCAAGACCGAUCAGCAGAUGGGCAAGAUUCGAGAGAACCUCGCUGACCAACAGAAGCGCAUUGACGUUGUGGAGGAGAGGAAACGGAGGCAGGCCGAGAAGAAGUUUGGGAAGAAGAUGCAGGUGGCGGCAGCUCAAGCUCGUGCUGCACAGAAACGCGAGAACUUGGCUGAGAUUGAGAAAUGGAAGGAGGCCAAGGGGGGAGAUGAGUCUGCUAGCGUUGGGAAGACUCUCGAGAAAGUCUCUAAGAAGGGUGUUCAGCAGGCACCUGCAGUUGAGGAUCCUACUGCUCGCUAUGGCAAGGGAGGAAAGGGAGGAAAAGGAGGAGAGGGAGGAAAGGGAGGGAAAGGGAAGGUGAAUAAGAAGCGCCAGGCAAAGGACAAGAAAUACGGUCAUGGUGGUCCGAAGCGGGUGCUGAAGAACAACUCAGCGGAUAGUUGUCGUGACGUAUCCUCUUUCAAGGCGUCGAAACAUUCUCCUAUGGGGAAGGGUAGGGGAAAAGGAAAGGGUAAAGGAAAGGGCGUUAAGAAGCCCAUUAAAAAGGCUGCUGGCAAACGAUGAAGAGUCUCUUAGCCAUUCUGGCAGCGUCCAAUAUAACUUGUUGCCAUCUUGGUAGCGCUGUUCCUACUUACGAUAUUCUCUACGUUG
Molecule: messenger RNA, 948 nt
Organism: Perkinsus marinus ATCC 50983
Lineage: Eukaryota; Perkinsozoa; Perkinsida; Perkinsidae
Product: EBNA1 binding protein 2, putative
Exons: 7
Coding region: 1-861 (286 amino acids)
Biological process (GO): rRNA processing; ribosomal large subunit biogenesis
Cellular component (GO): nucleolus; nuclear periphery; preribosome, large subunit precursor
Source: RefSeq, a predicted model, not a curated record